AUGGAGGAAACACGGUCACUGGCGCCACACGCAGACUCGUCAUAUUUCCCCGCGGGGUCCUCGAAGGAGGAUAUAUAUAAACAAGUCAUACAGCAGACAAAGGGCCUGAUAGAAGGACAACGGCAUUGGUUCAGCAACACUGCAAAUGUGGCCUCCCUCCUAUGGCACGCCUAUGCCAGUCUGCCUGCUCCCUCAUCCUCCGUAAACUGGGCAGGCUUCUAUAUCCGGGAGGAUAAAUUCCCCUCCUCCAUACCCGAAUCCUCUCUCUCCAAAACAAAGCUUUUGCUAGGCCCCUUCCAGGGUAAACCUGCCUGCCAAUGGAUCAAUUUUGGUAAAGGAGUUUGCGGCACUGCGGCUGAAAAGAGAGAGACGGUAAUUGUACCCGAUGUGCUGAAUUGGGAAGGACAUAUUGCCUGCGAUGCAGACAGUAGGAGUGAGAUUGUUGUUCCUAUCCUAGUAAAUGGAGAGACUGUUGCAAUCAUCGAUAUAGACUGCGCUGAACCCUCAGGGUUUGACGAGGUUGACAAGAAAGGUCUUGAGGAACUUGCGACCGUGUUGAUGGAGAGUUGUGACUGGUGA
Trichophyton rubrum CBS 118892 is the source of this 579-nucleotide messenger RNA. RefSeq lists its product as uncharacterized. Gene Ontology annotation, molecular function: protein binding; L-methionine (R)-S-oxide reductase activity. Lineage: Eukaryota; Fungi; Ascomycota; Eurotiomycetes; Onygenales; Arthrodermataceae. The transcript is spliced from 4 exons. Gene Ontology annotation, cellular component: cytosol. The record is from RefSeq and is a predicted model, not a curated record. Bases 1 to 579 code for a protein of 192 amino acids.